This is a messenger RNA of Nipponia nippon (crested ibis), 1059 nucleotides long. The record is from RefSeq and is a predicted model, not a curated record. NCBI's taxonomy places the organism in Eukaryota, Metazoa, Chordata, Aves, Pelecaniformes, Threskiornithidae.
AUGGCUAAGGUGACGGAGGUGGAGGGCAGUAAGGUGAAGAGAAAGCUGAACUUGGAGACGGAUCACCAGUACAUAGCGGAGAGCCUGCCGGUGGGCCGGGGCAAGGCCAGGAACCCCACUAAAGGGGCAAAGUCUCCCGGGGAGAAGUCCCGCUACGAAACCUCGCUGAACCUCACCACCAAGCGCUUCCUGGAGCUGCUGAGUCAGUCGCCCGAUGGCGUGGUGGACCUCAACUGGGCGGCUGAGGUCCUGAAGGUACAGAAGAGGCGCAUCUACGACAUCACCAACGUCCUGGAGGGCAUCCAGCUCAUUACCAAGAAGUCCAAGAACAACAUCCAGUGGCUGUACGUCCCUGGGCUGGGCUCCCGGCGCCGGCUGCUGGAGAAGGAGCUGCGGGAGCUGCAGGCGGCCGAGCGGCAGCUGGACGACCUCAUCCAGACGUGCACGGUACAGCUGCGGCUGCUCACCGAGGACCCUGCCAACCAGCACACAGCCUACGUGACCUGUCAGGAUCUCCGCAGCAUUGUUGACCCCUCGGAGCAAAUGGUGAUGGUUAUCAAAGCCCCCCCAGAGACCCAGCUGCAGGUCUCGGACCCAGCGGAGGCUUUCCAGGUCUCUGUGCGAAGCACUCAGGGCCCCAUCGAUGUCUUCCUCUGUCCUGAGGACAGCUCGGGGGUCUGUAGCCCUGUCAAGAGCCCCUUCAAAGCCUCCACAGAGGAGUCGUCCCCUGACCAUUCACAGCCCAGAGCCUCCCCACUCCUGCAUCCCGCCCAGGACGUGAACAUGCCGCUGCUGCCCGGGGAGCAAGAGACACUGCUGCCAGGGACAAGUGCACUGCCCAGCAAGUGCCUGGCAGAGGAGGUGAGCCUCUCGCCGCUGGCCUCCAUGGACGCCCUCCUGGACCAGAGCAGGGAAGAUUUUUCAGGUUUCUUGGCGGACGAGUUCAUCAACCUGUCGCCGCCGCAGGCGCAGGAUUACCACUUUGGCCUGGAGGAAGGUGAGGGCAUCAGCGAGCUCUUUGACUGCGACUUCGGGGACUUCACGCCCUUGGACUUCUGA